CCAGGAGCUCCGAACGCUCAGGCCCAGAUUGGGAUGGGAGAUAGAUUUUGAUAAAAGAGGUUAAAUAACAGGUUUUUCCAUUUCACCUUAUAGGAAUGGGAUGGGGGGCGGGGGUGCCGGGCCUCCAGCCAAUAGAGGACCAAGACUUGUCAGGAGGGCUUAUAAAGCUUGCUAUUUCUGGCAUUUUUUUCUCUUUCUGUGCUGAUUAUGCAGCAGAAUCGCACAGAGGCUGUCGCGGGCGCGUUCUCUCGCUGCCAGGGCUUCUGUGGAAUGAGACUCGGGCUCCUUCUACUUGCAAGACGCUGGUGCAUUGCAGGUGUGUUUCAGCAGAAGUUUGAUGGUGACAGUGCCUACGUGGGGAUGAGUGACGGGAACCCAGAGCUGCUAUCGACCAGCCAGACCUACAACAGCCAGAGUGAGAGCAACGAAGACUAUGAGAUCCCCCCGAUAACACCUCCCAACCUCCCUGAGCCAUCCCUCCUGCACCUGGGGGACCACGAAGCUGGCUACCACUCGCUGUGUCACAGCCUCACGCCCAACGGACUGCUCCCUGCCUACUCCUACCAGGCCAUGGACCUCCCAGCCAUCAUGGUGUCCAACAUGCUGGCCCAGGACAGCCACCUGCUGUCGGGCCAGCUGCCAACGAUCCAGGAGAUGGUGCACUCGGAGGUUGCCGCCUACGACUCGGGCCGGCCAGGGCCCCUGCUGGGCCGCCCAGCGAUGCUGGCCAGCCACAUGAGCGCCCUCAGCCAGUCCCAGCUCAUCUCUCAGAUGGGCAUCCGGAGUGGCAUCGCCCACAGCUCCCCGUCCCCCCCAGGGAGCAAGUCAGCCACGCCCUCCCCCUCCAGUUCAACUCAGGAGGAGGAAUCAGAAGCGCAUCUCAAGAUGUCAGGAGAGAAGAGACCUUCAACUGACCCAGGAAAAAAGACCAAGAACCCAAAGAAGAAGAAGAAGAAGGACCCCAACGAGCCACAGAAGCCUGUGUCAGCCUAUGCACUCUUCUUCAGAGACACUCAGGCUGCCAUCAAAGGCCAGAACCCCAGUGCCACCUUCGGGGAUGUGUCCAAAAUCGUGGCCUCCAUGUGGGACAGCUUGGGAGAGGAGCAGAAGCAGAGCUCUCCAGAGCAGGGUGAGACCAAGGGCACUCAGGCGAACCCGCCGGCCAAAAUGCUGCCACCCAAGCAGCCCAUGUAUGCCAUGCCGGGCCUGGCCUCCUUCCUGACGCCGUCGGACCUGCAGGCCUUCCGCAGCGGGGCCUCUCCGGCCAGCCUGGCCCGGACGCUGGGCUCCAAGUCCCUGCUCCCGGGCCUCAGCGCGUCCCCGCCGCCGCCACCCUCCUUCCCGCUCAGCCCCCCACUGCACCAGCAGCUGCCCCUGCCACCCCACGCCCAGGGCGCCCUCCUCAGUCCACCUGUCAGCAUGUCUCCAGGCCCCCAGGCUCCGGUCCUGCCCACUCCCAUGGCACUGCAGGUGCAACUGGCUAUGAGCCCCUCACCUCCAGGGCCUCAGGACUUUCCUCACAUCUCCGAGUUCCCCAGUGGUUCAGGACCCCGCUCACCUGGCCCGUCCAACCCACCGAGCAGCAGCGGGGACUGGGACAGCAGUUACCCCAGCGCGGAGUGUGGCGUCAGCACGUGCAGCCUGCUCCCCAGGGAUAAGUCGCUCUACCUCACCUAA
Odobenus rosmarus divergens (Pacific walrus) is the source of this 1677-nucleotide messenger RNA. RefSeq names its product TOX high mobility group box family member 2 (gene TOX2). The record is from RefSeq and is a predicted model, not a curated record. Gene Ontology annotation, biological process: regulation of transcription by RNA polymerase II. The transcript has 8 exons. Bases 208 to 1677 code for a protein of 489 amino acids. Gene Ontology annotation, molecular function: chromatin DNA binding. Gene Ontology annotation, cellular component: nucleus. NCBI's taxonomy places the organism in Eukaryota, Metazoa, Chordata, Mammalia, Carnivora, Odobenidae.